Molecule: messenger RNA, 1746 nt
Organism: Endocarpon pusillum Z07020
Lineage: Eukaryota; Fungi; Ascomycota; Eurotiomycetes; Verrucariales; Verrucariaceae
Product: urea active transporter 1
Exons: 10
Coding region: 1-1746 (581 amino acids)
Biological process (GO): urea transmembrane transport; spermidine transport; putrescine transport
Cellular component (GO): plasma membrane
Molecular function (GO): putrescine transmembrane transporter activity; spermidine transmembrane transporter activity; urea transmembrane transporter activity
Source: RefSeq, a predicted model, not a curated record
AUGGCAACGGCAACUGAGGCAGCAGCUCCUCCGUUGAGUCAGGGGUUUGGAUAUGGCAUUAUCCUGGGGCUAGGCUUUGCAUUUGCCCUAGGCAUGAUAGGAACGACAUGGGCUCUAAAGAGGUAUCACAAUGAGGUGCAAACCUCAGAAGCGUUCAGUACAGCUGGCAGAACAGUCAAGUCCGGCCUUGUAUCAUCAGCCGUUGUGAGUAGUUGGACGUGGGCCGCUACGUUGUUGCAGUCGAGUGGAGUGGCAUAUAACUAUGGUGUCAGUGGUCCUUUCUGGUACGCCAGCGGUGCAACGGUGCAGAUUUUACUGUUCGCUACACUCGCAAUUGAACUCAAACGUCGAGCUCCCAACGCGCAUACCUUCCUCGAAGUGGUACAUGCUCGAUACGGCAAAGCAACUCAUUUUGUUUAUAUCAUUUUCGGUCUGAUGACCAAUAUUCUUGUGACUGCUAUGUUGCUCACUGGAGGGUCUGCUGUUGCUUCCUCCCUGACCGGGGUGCCAACCGCUGCAGCUUGUUUUCUGCUUCCGGUCGGCGUCGUACUGUAUACAAUGUUUGGAGGUAUCAAAGCGACGUUUCUCACAGACUAUGUUAUCAUUCUAAUCAUCAUCUUCGUCUUCGCCUUCUCAGCUUACGCCACCAACAAUGACCUUGGCUCACCAAGCAAAGUCUACGAUCUGCUCAUGCAAGCAGCUAGAGACCACCCAGUGGCUGACAAUGCCGGUGGCAGCUACCUUACCAUGCGUAGCAAAGAAGGGGCCAUCUUCUUCGUCAUAAACAUAGUGGGCAACUUUGGUACGGUAUUUCUUGAUAAUGGUUACUACAACAAGGCUAUCGCUGCCGGCGUGGUCCAUGCUCUACCAGGAUAUGUCAUGGGAGGGCUUUCGUGGUUUGCAAUCCCCUGGCUCUGUGCCACUACAAUGGGUCUCGCCGCUCUAGCUCUGGAAGGCAACCCGGUGUUUCCGACCUAUCCGAACCGAAUGCCUCAUGCAGAUGUGACUGCCGGGUUGGUCUUACCUAACGCGGCAGUUGCCAUGCUUGGCAAAGGGGGUGCGGGAGCAACACUGCUUCUGAUCUUCAUGGCUGUGACAUCUGCCACAUCUGCUGAACUGAUCGCUGUCUCGUCCAUCUGGACUUAUGACAUUUACCAGAAAUACAUCAACCCCACGUCUUCUGGGCGCCGCCUGAUAUUCCAUAGCCAUAUGUCUUGCAUAUUUUACUCGAUCGGUAUGGCGGCCUUUAGUACCGGGCUGUUCUACGCUGGCAUCAGCAUGGGCUGGCUCUAUCUGUUCAUGGGCGUGAUAAUCUCCGCGGCUGUGCUUCCCGCCUCCCUCACCCUAUUAUGGAAAGAUCAAAACUGGAUCGCAGCAGCCUUCUCGCCCAUCCUUGGUCUCGUCGUCUCCCUUACCGCCUGGCUCGUGACUGCGAAGAGAACCUGCGGCGAGUUGACGGUUGAUUGCACCGGAGGCAACUAUCCCAUGCUAGCUGGAAACGUGGCCGCCCUUCUCUCCCCAAUUGUCUUCGUGCCAAUUCUAACCUUCGCUUUUGGCCGCCAAAACUAUGACUGGGUGUCCAUGACCCAGAUCCGCAUUGGCGACGACUCCGACAUUGCCAAAUCCGCGCACGUCGAUCUCGAACUCAUUCCCGGCCACCACAAAUCCGGCAACGACAGGCCGCCGCAGCGGCCGAUCAACGCAAGCUCAACAAAUCCGCCAUUAUUGCCCGCGCAACGACCGUAA